CAAGUCUGAAGCCUGGGGAAGAAAGUUGCCGACCUGAUGGCGAUGGCAGGAAAUGUCUGUGGUGACCUUGCAGCUGGGCCAGUGUGGCAACCAGCUGGGGGCGGAGCUCUUUUCGGCCCUGCACCAGGAAUCUCAGGCAGCCCCCUACAGUCUGUCCAACCACAUCCAGAAGACCUUCUUCUGCGAGCGAGCAAUCCGAGGUUCCGAUGCCAAGGCCAAGUGCGCAAGAGCGGUUUUGGUGGACACCGAGCCGCGGGUUGUGCAGCGCUGCAUCGAAGGCAUCGAGGGUGACGCGCAGCGUGCCUGGCGCUACGCGCCCCGUGGUGUGUACCAUGCUGGCGGCGCAGCGAACAACUGGGCUUGCGGGUACAACGUGCAUGGGCCGGCCUUGCAAGAGAAGGUCUUAGAAGAGCUGCAGAAGGAGGUGGAGGGCUGCGACCGCCUGGGCGGCUUUCUGGCGCUGCACAGUGUGGCCGGGGGCACUGGCUCCGGCCUGGGCUCUUGCAUGCUACGUGCCGUUCGAGACACUUUCCCUUCAUCAGUGCUGUCGUCGGUGUCAGUGUGGCCAUUCGAGGGUGGCGAGGUCAGUGUGCAGUGCUACAACGCAGCUCUGACUUUGGGCAGCAUCUAUGAGCACACAGAUAUGGCCGUGGUCUGCGAGAACCAGCGGUACCUGGACCUUUGCCGCGUGCUGCUGGGGCAGGAGCGUCCAUCUUUGGACUCUCUGAACCACGCCAUCUGCCGGAACUUGGUGCGCGUCAUGAUGCCAUGCAAGUCAGUGCGGAACCUGCACGGCUCCGGGUCUCCUCUACUGCAGCUGGCCGGCCACCUCUGCGCGCACCCGCUCUACCGCCUUGCGACAGUGCGCGCUCUGCCGCAGAUGGUGCAGGGCGCAGAGGCCUUCACAUCUGACUCCUGGACGGCUCUACAGAGGCAAUUGCUGAACCUCAGCGAAACGGGCUCGUCAGUUGAUCGGCCAUCCGGCCAGGAGGUGAAGGGCCGCUGCCGCACAGUGUCCGGCUGGGGCUCAACAACAAGGCUGCCGCAUUCCUCUGGGGAGAUGGUGCCUCCGAAGCGUCCUUGGACCCUUGGCGCAAACUGCCACUGUGGCAGCACUCCCUCGACAGCGUGCAGGUCCAUGCUGACACGCACCAGGUUGGAGGCCUGGAGCGGAGCCUGGGCUUUCUCAGCAACUGCCAAGCCGUGGUGCCAGCUUUAUGCGGCGCCACUCGUCGAGCCACAUCCAUGCUGCGCGCUUCGGCCUACCUGCAUCAGUACGAGCGCUAUGGCUUGAGCCGAGAGGAGAUGAGUGAGGCCAUCCUCCUCACGCUGCAAGUGCAGACUGACUACGAGAAGUUGUCGCUUGCAAAAUGAGCUAGUUCAAAGUCAGCUAGCUUUACUAGGCCAGGUGCAAAUGCGCCGUCGACCAUGUACCAAGCAUC
Messenger RNA from Effrenium voratum, 1442 nucleotides. Lineage: Eukaryota; Dinophyceae; Suessiales; Symbiodiniaceae. The record is from the annotation of a GenBank genome assembly.